Messenger RNA from Magnusiomyces paraingens, 4776 nucleotides. RefSeq lists its product as uncharacterized. Gene Ontology annotation, biological process: glycogen biosynthetic process; glycogen catabolic process. The record is from RefSeq and is a predicted model, not a curated record. Bases 1 to 4776 code for a protein of 1591 amino acids. NCBI's taxonomy places the organism in Eukaryota, Fungi, Ascomycota, Dipodascomycetes, Dipodascales, Dipodascaceae. Gene Ontology annotation, molecular function: amylo-alpha-1,6-glucosidase activity; 4-alpha-glucanotransferase activity. The transcript is spliced from 2 exons.
AUGCAAAUUCAUACACUCCCGCUAUCUGAAUUAGGUGAGCCUCUUCCAGCGGGAAAAGGCCAAUUCAUUAAACUACCUAAUCCCAAUGACGAGCCUUAUAUCUUAAGACUUGUUAUAUUUUCUGCUUCCGAUAUAAUUAAUCAAGGUGUUCUACAUUGCAAUGUUCCGCCUCCAGGGGAACAGUUUGUUCGUUCCAAAUUUUAUCAGUAUCCCAUCAAUGCUUCUUUUUCUAAAGAAACACAUCUCGAUAUUUUAGUUUCUCAUUCUGGAGCUUAUUCUUUCUUUUUUACAUACGUCCCUGUUAAAGAUCCUUAUUUUUCUUCAAUUGACCUGGAAUCUGAUGAAGUUUCUACAGACGUUUCUAUUCUUGAAACUGAAACUAAUAAUCUCACGGUUUCUGACAAAGAUUUGGAAUCACUGGAAAUAUCUUCUAACAAUCUAAAAACGCCUUCUACUUCACCUUUAAACAGAUCACCAUAUGCAUCGUCCACCUAUCUUCCUAACCUUGCUAAAGAUGACUCUGAAAGGGAAGAUUCUCAAGAUGUGGAAAGUAUCUCACCCUCGGAAUACAUGGAAGAAGUUGAUAUCCGAAGAGUCCAAGAUCGAAGUUGCACCAAAAAAUUUUACUUUAUUGUUUCUGCUGGUUUAUUUCUAGAUGGAAAGCCUCUUUCAUUAAAUUCCUUAAACAUUGAGUCUGUUAUUUCAAAAUGGAUGGGUGAUUUCAGCACGUGGAAAGAAAAAUUUUCUUACAUUAAAAGUAAAGGAUAUAACAUGGUUCAUUUCACACCUUUAAAUGUACGCGGUUCGAGUAAUUCCCCAUAUUCAAUUUAUGACCAACUUUCUUUUGACAAAGAGGCUUUUUCAAAUGGUGAAAGUGAUGUUUCUAAUAUGGUUUCUUAUAUGGAGCAUGACCUUCACCUUUUGUCACUUACUGAUGUUGUAUAUAAUCAUACUGCCCAUAAUUCUGAAUGGCUUCGUUAUCAUCCUGAUGCAGGAUAUUCUAUUAAAACUGCUCCUCAUUUGAAGCCAGCUUUAGAACUUGAUAAUGCCCUUCUAGAGUUUUCUGCUGAUUUGAGUGCCUUAGGCUAUCCCACAUAUCUUAAUAAUCUUGAGGAUCUCUCUCAAAUUAUGAACGGUAUUAAGGAUCGAGUUAUUAAUAACCUUAAGCUUUGGGAGUAUUAUACUAUUGAUGUUGCAACUUUAUCUGAAAAGAUAAUCGCUUAUUGGGAGCGCAUAGCUAAGGAACCUGAUUGCAUUUCACGAAUUGAAAUUCCUGAUCACUCUAAGGAUGACCUUAAAUCCACGGCCCAUUUUUUUGCUUCUCACACGGGUGUUAAUCUUAAUGUUUUUGGGGAAGGUCGUUAUAACAGGUCGAUUGAAAUUGAAUCAUUUGUUCAUAUUCUUGCUUCUUUCCUUUCUGAAACUGACUUUCAAAGUUUAGAUGUUGUCAAGAAAACAACUUUAAGUAUCUUGAAUGAAAUCAACCUCCCUUUUUAUCAGGAUUAUGAUAAUGAUGCAGCCAUAAUUCUUACUCAAUUAUAUAACAGAAUUAAGUAUACCAGAGUUGAUUCCCAUGGCCCAAAACUUGGUGAGAUUACCACAACAAAUCCUGUUAUCGAAACUUAUUUUACCAAAGUGAAAACUUUUCCAAAUGGAGAGAUUGUUUCUUUAGUGAACAAUGGUUGGAUUUGGAAUGGUAAUCCAUUGAUUGAUUUUGCUAGUAAUCAGUCGAGAGCUUAUCUUCGCCGUGAGGUGAUUAUAUGGGGUGAUUGUGUAAAACUUCGAUAUGGUAAUCAUCCAUCAGAUAGCCCUUAUGUUUGGGAAAGAAUGACUAAAUACACACAACUUAUGGCCAAAUAUUUUCAUGGUUUUCGAAUUGAUAAUGCUCAUUCAACCCCAUUGCAUGUUGGAGAGUACAUGCUGGAUAAAGCGCGAAUUGUUCGGCCGGAUCUUUACGUUGUUGCUGAACUUUUCACAGGUUCUGAAGAGAUGGACAAAAUUUUUGUUGAACGUUUAGGAAUUACUUCAUUAAUUCGCGAAGCAAUGCAGGCUUGGUCAGUUGAGGAACUUUCUCGUUUGGUUCACCGCCAUGGGGGGAGACCCAUUGGGUCUUUUUCUAAACAGCCAUUUGUUACUUUUGAAACGUUUGAUGAGUCUUCUGACCCUAAUAUUGCAUCCCAUUUAGUGCAGGCUUCUAAUAUACAUGCUUUGUUUAUGGAUUGCACCCAUGACAAUGAGACUCCUGCUCAAAAAAGAACGGUUGAAGAUACUUUACCUAAUGCUGCUCUUGUCGCUAUGUGUGCGUGCGCAGUUGGUUCUGUUAUGGGAUAUGAUGAAUGUUAUCCUAACCUCUUAGAAAUUGUGACCGAAAAGCGUUUAUACACUUUUGGAAAUGGUAUCUCUAAAAUUAAAAAACUUUUAUAUGAUGUUCAUUCUGAAAUGGGUCAAACCAAUUCUGAAGAAAUGCAUGUUCACCAUGAAGGACAGUAUAUUACUGUGCACCGAGUUAACCCUAGAACGGGUGAUGGUUGGUUUUUGAUUACUCGAACAGAAUUCAGCAAGGAAGGUUAUCAGCAACUUAAUGAUGUUUCCCUUCGUGGAACUUUGGCAGAGAAUGUUAUUUGCUGUCACUUAAAACAAACAGGACCAUACCAAGCUAGCGAUAAGCAGUUGAACGGCAUACCUACUGAGCUGGUUGAGCUAACUUCACCGUCAAUAUUUUAUGAUGAAGAUACAAAAACAACUACAAUUAGCCUUAAAGACCACUUCCCACAAGGCUCAAUUGCACUCAUCAAAACUUCUAUUAGUACUAUUGAUGAUGAUCUUGAUUCAUUUGUUAGGUCGGGUGCUGAAGAGGCUGUUGCAGAACUAGAUUUUCUUGAUUUAAAUGUUGUCAUGUAUAGAUGUGAUGGGGAGGAGCGUGAUUAUAGCUCGGGAAAAGAUGGUGUAUAUAAUAUUCCAAAUUAUGGAACCUUAGUUUAUGCUGGAUUAGUAGGUUGGAUUGGCCCACUACAAGAGAUGGUCAACGACAAUAACCUUGCUCAUACAAUUUGCGAACACUUAAGAGAGGGACAAUGGGCAUUGGAUUAUACCGUUAAUCGUCUUAAUAAAUACCUAGACAACUUCCCCAAAAUCCAACCAUAUAUUGAUUGGUUAACUUCAAGAUUCGAUGCUAUUCGUCCUCUGCCUAGUUUUAUGAUUCCGAGAUAUUUUGCACUAAUUAUUGUUAACGCAUAUCUUGCUUGCAAAAAACAUGCCCUUUCUUUAAUGAGCCCCCAGAUUCAAAAUGGUACGUUAUUUCUUCAAAGAUUAGCUCUGACUUCAAUUCAAAUGGUUGGAAAAGUUAAAAGUACGUCGCUCUUCCCAUUUGAAAUAUCGGGGUGCAUGGCAGCUGGACUCCCACAUUUUAGUCAUGACUAUAUGAGAUGCUGGGGUCGAGAUGUCUUUAUUUCUUUGCGUGGCCUUCUUUUGUCAACAGGUCGAUUUGAAGAAGCUAAAGAGCAUAUUCUUGCUUUUGGAGCAACUUUGAAGCACGGUCUUAUUCCUAAUCUUCUUGAUGCUGGUAGAAAUCCUAGGUAUAAUGCUCGUGAUGCCACUUGGUUUUUUGCCCAAAUUAUUCAAGAAUACAUAAAAAAGGUUCCCCAAGGUCACAAAAUUUUGGAUGAAAAAGUCAAACGACGGUUUCCUCUUAACGAUGAUUAUGUCCCUGUUAAUGAUCCUCGUGCUUUUCAAGAUGAGUCAUCGAUUAGAGAUAUCCUUUACGAAAUUCUCAGUCGUCAUGCUAAAAGUGUUACUUUUCGGGAAGCAAAUGCUGGACCCAAUCUUGACUCUCAAAUGAGAGAUGAAGGAUUUAACCAGCAUAUUUUUGUUGAUUGGGAAAAUGGGUUUGUUUUUGGGGGAAAUCCAUGGAAUUGCGGAACAUGGAUGGAUAAGAUGGGCGAAAGCUCAAAAGCAGGUAAUCAGGGUUAUCCGGGAACUCCUCGUGACGGAGCCGCUAUUGAAAUUAUUGGUCUCUUAAAGAGCACACUAAGAUUUGUUAUUGAGCUUAAUGAAAAGGGUCUUUUCCCAUAUGAGUCUGUCAUGAAUCAACAUAAUGUUGAGGUUACUUUUAAAAGUUGGAGUGACAAAAUUCAAGAAAAUUUUGAGCGCUGCUUUUUCAUUCCUUCAUCUCCUGAAGACGACUCUGAGUAUGAUGUUGAUCCUCAUAUCAUUCAUAGACGUGGAAUAUACAAGGACCUGUAUAAAUCCAGUAGUUCUUAUGAGGAUUAUCAACUUCGUCCUAACUUUUCGAUUGCUAUGGUUGUCGCUCCAGAGCUUUUUGACAAUGACCAUGCAAUCACUGCUAUAUCUAUUGCAGAUAGGACAAUUAGGGGUCCUGUUGGAAUGGCUACAUUGGAUCCAGCUGAUUUGAAUUACAGACCGUUUUACAAUAACAGUGAAGAUUCAACCGAUUUUUCAACUGCAAAAGGAAGAAACUAUCACCAAGGUCCAGAAUGGAUUUGGAAUACCGGCUUUUUUCUUCGGGCAUUUUUGUAUUUUGAUAUGAUGCGAAAAAGAGGUUCUGAGGCAGGUAAUUUGGAGACCUUUCAACAGUUAUCUCGUCGUAUGAUUGGCCAUAGACAGUGGAUCCGUACCUCUCAUUGGGCUGGCUUGACAGAAUUAACUAACAAAGAUGGUGAGUUUUGUGCUGAUUCUUCUCCUACCCAAGCUUGGUCUUCUGCUACUCUUAUUGAUUUGUUUGAGGAUAGCAAAGGAUAUGGAGAAAAUGGGCUUUAA